This is a messenger RNA of Acanthaster planci (crown-of-thorns starfish), 2628 nucleotides long. RefSeq names its product CTD small phosphatase like 2 (gene ctdspl2). The record is from RefSeq and is a predicted model, not a curated record. NCBI's taxonomy places the organism in Eukaryota, Metazoa, Echinodermata, Asteroidea, Valvatida, Acanthasteridae. Gene Ontology annotation, molecular function: phosphatase activity.
AUCAUCGUCAUGGCAAGAAGGCGAAGGCGGGUGGCAAAGACCAAGCGACAGACCAACUCUACUCACACAGAAUCCAACGGGGAAGGCAUUGGCAUGGGGUCAAAGGUCACAAUGAUACCCACCAAGGGGUCGGAGGAGCACCUAAGGGGGUUUCAUCUCUCCUUUUCACCCUGCGGACUCAUCUCCUCUUUAAAGACUCUAAUAUGGUCUGCCCCCUUGCAACAGUCGGAUAUUCCGUGCAAGCGGAAGCGGGAAUUGGCAGACGACAACUCCCCGUUCAUCACGUCAACGCCGGUCCCCAAACCGAAGAGAACAAAAACGGAGCCAGCAGUUGAUGAGUGCAACAACAAUACAAUUCCGAAGAAUGCAAUGGCAGCAAAGUCGGCUCAGGAUUUUGACAGCCCUCCCCGGACGUCCCUGCUGGGCACGCUGUUCAGCCCAGUUUACCAGUUUCUUCGUAACGGCAUGACAGCUGAAAACAAGGAGAACCUGCCCAAAGUGGCCGAGCGGCCUGGCCUGGACUCUGUCUCAGCGGACUCUGUGUGCCAGGAGGCAGCUGUUCCUAGAAUGCCUCCGUCUGACGCAGUGACAACUGGUGCCGAGUUACCGGCUGGUGUAGCGUCGAUAGCUGAAGGGACCAUGCCAGUGGCAAAUGACACUGACGAUGACGAGGAGGAAGAGGAGGAAGAAGAGGAAGAAGACGACGAACAGCUGGAGGAGAAGACCAUGACAGAUUCGAACCAUAAUGAGAUGAUGCCCUGCUCGCUAUCUGCCUGCAACACAUACGUGGACGAUGACGGCCUUGAUGCCGAUUACGCACUGGAUGAGUGGGAAACCUUUGAUCCAUAUUACUUCAUCAAGCAGCUGCCCCCGGUUUCCAAGGAGACCCUCUACCGCACCCCAGCACUCCCUCUGAAGACGAGGCGGGCUCCCGAGUAUUCCUUGGUCCUGGAUCUUGAUGAGACACUGGUACACUGCAGCUUGGCCGAAAUGGAGAACUGCACAAUGUCCUUUCCUGUUGUCUUUCAAGACGUUACGUACCAGGUGUACGUGAGGACGAGACCGUACUUUCAUGAGUUCCUGGAGAGGAUGUCCAAGCUGUACGAGAUCAUCCUCUUUACGGCCUCCAAGAAGGUUUACGCCGAUAAGCUGCUGAACUUGCUGGAUCCCGAUAAGAAACUGGUCAGGCAUCGGUUGUUUCGGGAGCACUGCAUUUGUGUGCAAGGCAACUACAUCAAGGAUCUCAACAUCCUUGGGAGAGAUCUGACCAAAACGGUCAUCAUCGACAACUCGCCUCAGGCAUUUGGCUAUCAGCUGGAGAACGGGAUCCCCAUCGAGAGCUGGUUUGCAGACGACAACGACAUGGAGUUGCUCAAGCUUGUUCCAUUUCUGGAGAGUCUGGUGCAAAUGAACGAGGACGUACGACCGCAUGUCCGAGCAAAGUUCCGACUGCAUGAAUUACUACCGCCUGACUGAUACUCCGCUACUCUACAACAGGCCCAACUUGUACAGAUAUAAGUGUUCUAGAUGACAAAUUUUAACGAAAAAAAAGAGAUAACGUGUCAGAGUUGAUUAGUGAGGAGAAUUUUUACUUUUUUAAUUGAAAGCCAGAGAGUAGAGAUAAUUAAGUGUUGUAAAGAUUUCAGAGAGAGAAAAAAAAGAUGAUACAUUGUUAUUCUUGUAUGGAGGAGCCCAUUUAGGGUGGAUUUUCUGGAGUUCUUACAAAUUAAAUUUCAUAUAGAUUUUAGGAAAAUUAUGAACUGCUUUUUAACACUGUGUAAAGCUUGUGUUCUUGUAAAUAUGACUUGGAAUUCUUAUUGCGACUAUCGUCAGAGAAACUUACAAAAUAAAACAAUUUUUUUUUUAAGCAUAACCAAACCAUUAAAAUCUGAUUAUUGCUGGAACUGAAAUUUCCACAGAAUGGCCUGGGCUUCAUGUCUAGUGCAUCAGCAGAACUGCUCAAAAAUUUGUGGGCAAAUAACCGAGUUUGCCGCUGCAUGAAGAUUGGAUUCAGAGUCACACAGUUAGAUGGAAACUUGGAGGGUUAUCGGGUGUGUUGGGAAUAAUGAGGGUCUGCUUUUUAAAAAAAAUUAUAAGUCUUAGUGGAAUUUUUCUUCCGUUGGAUUAUAUUUUGAUGGAUUACGAAUUUUUAGCUAGUGACAACAUUCCUCCUGACAUUAGUCCUUGUAGUGCUUUCCGUUCUGAAGGUCAGCUUAUGCUUCUGUUUUUGUUUAGUUGCGGGACUAACUUUUCAAGUAAAAUUCAUGCAGCUGUUGGAUGUAGAUGGAUGAGAAAGCAAUAAUGUGGUGAAAGGGUCGAGGAUGUGAAACGUCUCCGAAACAUGAGUCGUUUGCAUUCACAGAUGGUGGACAUUUUGGGGGAGAUUUCUUUGUCUCCGAUAUUGUGGACAUUUUAAAAGUAAUUGUUGGUAGUUAAAAGCAUAAAAAGUGUUCAGGUUUUCCCCAGAAUAUCACAGAUUCUAUUGGAAUUAUCAGAACCUCUUUCCUUCCUUACUGUUCUUGCAACAUAGGCCAAAGGUAAACCUAUUUUGUUGUUGUUGUAAAGGAAUGGUAGUUUGUAGUGCAUUGGAAAAUUGAGAUCAAAUUGGUGUUCGAUGUUGUCGAUGUA